Messenger RNA from Didymodactylos carnosus, 1059 nucleotides. NCBI's taxonomy places the organism in Eukaryota, Metazoa, Rotifera, Eurotatoria, Philodinida, Philodinidae. The record is from the annotation of a GenBank genome assembly.
AUGAUGCGACGAGCAGUCUCGAUGAUUGUGAACGCUCAUGAAAUACACGACGUUAUAGCUGAUUGUUCAAUUGUAUUUGUGGAAGAUGUUUUAAAUGAAUUAAUAGCUGAUGAUGAAAACUUUAUGAAGUAUUCGGCAACAUCGGCAUACGUGACAAGUUUUCCCAACAAUGUGCCGGAAAGAUUGGCGAAGCAUGAUACCGACGUUACUGAAUAUACAAAAAAUACAUUUACAAUUGAUAAAGAUGUUCAGCAACGAUUAAAUUCAAGUGCAAGAGAGCAGUUAGAUCGAAUCGAAUUUUACAAACUUCAUCAUCCGUAUUGCAACACAAAUAUGGAAACGACGAAUAUACUGGCUGAUUCAAAAAAACAAAACGCAGCAACCAAUAAAGGCGAUAACAGCGGUAAUGGACAUAACGGUGAAACAGGUUUAGGCGGUAAUAGACAUAAUGGUGGAAAAGGUUCUGGCGGUAAUGGAACUACCAUUGGAUACAGCUCAAGCGCUCCUGGACAUAAUGGUGGAAAAGGUUCAGGCGGCAAUGGAAAUAACGGUGGAAAAGGUUCCGGCGGUAAUGGAAAUAACGGUGGAAAAGGCUCAGGCGGUAAUGGAAAUAACGGUGGAAAAGGUUCAGGUGGUAAUGGAACUACCAAUGGAUCCAGUUCAAAUGCUCCUGGAAAUAAUGGUGGAAAAGGUUCAGGUGGUAAUGGAAAUAACGGUGGAAAAGGUUCAGGUGGUAAUGGAAAUAAUGGUGGAAAAGGCUCAGGCGGUAAUGGAAAUAAUGGUGGAAAAGGUUCAGGCGGUAAUGGAAAUAAUGGUGGAAAAGGCUCAGGCGGUAAUGGAACUACCAAUGGAUCCAGUUCAAAUGCUCCUGGAAAUAAUGGUGGAAAAGGCUCAGGCGGUAAUGGAGAUAAUGGUGGAAAAGGCUCAGGCGGUAACGGAAGUAACAAUGGAUACAGUUCAAGCGCUCCUGGAAAUAAUGGUGGAAAAGGUUCGGGCGGUGAUGGAAGAAACAACAGACACAGUUCAGGCGCUCCGGGAAAUAACGGUGGAGAAUAUUGA